GUGGACCUGAGGCACAUCAACCAGACAGAGGGCUCGGACACCAUCAACGUGGGGAUCGACCUGCAGGACUACUACCUGUCGGUGGAGUGGGACAUCAUGAAGGUGCCCGCCGUCCGGAACGAGAAGUUCUACUCGUGCUGCGAGGAGCCCUACCCGGACAUCAUCUUCAACAUUACGUUGAGACGGAAGACGCUCUUCUACACCAUCAACCUCAUCAUUCCGUGCGUCGGCAUCUCAUUCCUGUCGGUGCUCGUCUUCUACCUGCCGUCCGAUUCGGGCGAGAAGGUGUCGCUGUGUAUCUCCAUCCUGCUCUCACUGACUGUGUUCUUCCUGCUGCUUGCCGAGAUUAUCCCGCCCACCUCACUGACUGUCCCGCUCCUCGGCAAGUACCUGCUCUUUACCAUGGUGCUCGUCACGCUCUCCGUCGUCGUCACCAUCAUCGUGCUCAACGUCAACUUCCGGUCGCCCGUCACGCAUCGGAUGAAGCCUUGGGUGCAGAGAUUUUUUAUAAACACUUUACCUAGGGUAUUAUGCAUUCAGAGGCCAAAGAAAGAAGACUCCGGUGACGAGGAUGAGACGGACGUGGCGCUCACCUCGCUAGACGUCCCCUCGGAGAUGGACAAGUACGUCAGCUACGGGGGGAAGAGACUUAGCGCAGACUUUGAAAUUGGCGUUUUACCGCCGUCAAUACAGCCGUCUUCGAGGUUCGACAUGGACCUCCACGCGGCGUUGCCGCCGCUGCCGCUGCCGCCGCCGCCGCUGCCCGGCCCCGAGGACGACCUCUUCAGCGCGGGCUGCGGCGGCACCAUCUGCGGCGGCGUCUGCGGACUGCCCGGGGACGUGAGCCCGGCCUUCCGGGACAUGGACAAGACCAUCGAGGACGCGAGGUUUAUCGCUCAGCACGUCAAGAACAAGGACAAGUUCGAGAAUGUGAUGGACGACUGGAAGUACGUGGCCAUGGUCCUGGACCGGUUAUUCCUGUGGAUCUUCGCGGCGGCCUGCAUAGGCGGCACCUGCCUCAUCAUCCUACAGGCGCCGGCCCUGUACGACUACACGGAUCCCAUCGACCUCAAGUACUCCAAGGUGGCCAAGAAGAACAUGCUCAUCAUGUCCAUGAUGGAGGAGGAGUGAGACUGACUGCCAAGCGCCGCGGCGAGCACGCAGGGCCACCCCGGGCCCCGGGCCACCCCCGCCAGGUGCCUCACUGCCAGCGCCCUGUCUGCCUCCGCCCGGACUCUUUUUUACCCCGCC
Frankliniella occidentalis (western flower thrips) is the source of this 1251-nucleotide messenger RNA. Its product is annotated as acetylcholine receptor subunit alpha-like 1. The record is from RefSeq and is a predicted model, not a curated record. Gene Ontology annotation, molecular function: transmembrane signaling receptor activity; acetylcholine-gated monoatomic cation-selective channel activity. Gene Ontology annotation, cellular component: synapse; postsynaptic membrane; neuron projection. Gene Ontology annotation, biological process: signal transduction; regulation of membrane potential; nervous system process. NCBI's taxonomy places the organism in Eukaryota, Metazoa, Arthropoda, Insecta, Thysanoptera, Thripidae.